AUGACUUCUUCCUUAUCAAAAUUAAGAUCUCAUAAUAUUCUUUCAGAUUUGACUCGUCGCGAUUGUUCCUUUCUAUUCCAAUCUAAAAGUUCUAUUAUAAAAUGGAAUUUGCCAAAAGUAUUAUCACGAAAUUGUCAACAUACUUUUACUACAUUACCAACUUUUUCGUAUAUAUUAAGGGUUGAAAACUUUCGCUUGACUAGUUUUCGAACACUUAAUUUGAGACCAUUGAAAAGUCGCCUUACACCAAAAUUGAAUUCCCGAAGCAAACCAAAGAGCUCUAAUGUUGAUACAAUGAGCCCUGAAGCCAAAAGAAUAGUUAAGAUAUUAGGGUAUGCAAGUGGUAUCUGGGGAGUAGGAUUUAUCAUAUACUCUGGGCGUCCAUUCGAAUCUGAUCGAGAAACUAAAUAUAAAGAUUUAGAUACUUUCACGGCGUGGUACAAACGAGUGGAGGCUCGCACCAAGGAUCUUUUUCACUUUUUCACGGAACCAUCAUCGGAUAAGCUAUUGCCGGAUCAAGAUUCUUUACCACCACCUUCUCCAUAUACGUUAGUAAUUAAUUUGGACCAAACUCUUAUUUAUUCAACUUGGGAUAGAGAAAAUGGUUGGCGAACGGCAAAAAGACCUGGAGUAGAAUAUUUUCUGUAUUUCGUGGCACAACUUUUCGAAGUAGUUAUUUUCACAUCUCAACCUUUCAAUUUUGCUGAACAAAUUUUAAUGAAACUUGAUCCGUUUGGUAUUGUCCCUUAUAGACUUUAUAGAGAAUCGACAAGAUAUGUUGAUGGAAAAAUAGUCAAGGAUCUUUCAAAACUGAAUCGUGAUCUUUCAAAAGUUAUUAUUAUGGACUCUAAUCCCGAUGCUUAUUCAUUGCAACCCGAGAAUGCAAUUGCCGUACCCCCGUGGAAAGGAGAUCCUAAUGAUAGUUUCUUGAUAGACAUCAUACCAUUCCUUGAACAUUUCACAAUAUUUUAUGUGAAUGAUGUUCGUCAAGUGUUGCCACAAUAUAAAGACAAAGAUAUUCCAAGUCAUUAUGCUGAGUGGGAAGAACAAUGGAAAGAACAACAACGAUUAGAAUGGGAAAAAAAAGUUAAACAACCGAAAAAAGGAUUGGCGGGUUGGGCUUCAGCCUUUGGUAGCAGUCAAAUUCAAGAACAAAUACCUCCUUAUGAACAAAAAUUGAUGCAAAUCCAAUUAAUUAAUAAUGAUAUCAACAAUUCAUAUUUGGAUUAUAAACGACGUAAACCAGAGAUACAUCAAAUGUACCAAAAUAGUAUGGAGAAUCUGGAGAAACAGCUUCAAGAGAGCAUGAAAAAGGAAAAAGGACCACCUCAAGUUCCUAUGCCUGAUUUACCACCAGAUCAAAAUAGUAUUCAACCACAACCACUUCCACCGUCACAACAACGUUGA
Messenger RNA from Funneliformis mosseae, 1407 nucleotides. The record is from the annotation of a GenBank genome assembly. Lineage: Eukaryota; Fungi; Glomeromycota; Glomeromycetes; Glomerales; Glomeraceae.